AUGAAUACGAAAGAUUUAGAAGCAAAGUGUCUUAUAGACUUAACAUUAGAAAGUGAAAAAGCUGGGGAAUGGGACCAAACCAACUUUGCUAUUGAGGAAAAUUUGGAAUCAAAAAUAUCAUCUUGGAAUGGCCAAAGUCCACGAACACCAAAAAUCACUCACAUAAAAGACAGAGAAGCAUCUACUCAGCUUCACGGCUUUUCAAUGCACAUUGAGAAUUUUAAAGAAUUAACACCAAAAUCGCGAACUCCUACUAUUAGUCUUACUCCCCCCCCCCCCCUCCGUGAGCGAACAAAAAAAUUUUGUUCGCUCACGGAGGGGGGUUAAUUUUUUUUUUUUAAAAAAAAUUUAUAUAUAAAUUUUAUAAAAAAUAUUUUUUUCGAAAUUUAAAAAAAUCCUAAUUUGCAAAAAUUGGGAAGCAAAUAUUAAUUUAAUUUGCAAAAUUUAUGUUUUAAAACGCAAUUUGUUUAAAAUUAAACAGAAUUAGCUCUAGAUUUCAUUAUACUAAUUAUCACUUAUAUAUCCAAAUUUUUUUCCAUUAAAAAUUUUUUCUAUUAAAAAAAUUUUUGUUCACUCACGGGGGGUGGUUUUUGGUCAAAAAAUGGCGAUUUUUCUAAUGGUUUUGUUCGCUCACGGAGGGGGGGGGGGGAGUUAGUAAGAAAAUAGUAUAUGAAAAAGCACCUAUAUUCCCUUUUAAAAUCCCUUAUAAAUCUCAAACUCCAAAGCCAAAAAUUGAAUUCAUUAAGUUCAAAAUCAGCAAUAAAGACAAACAAGCAUUUUAUUUUAGAUCUCCUUUAAAAUGAUCAGAAAAGAUCAAGACAGAUAAAACAAUGACAAGGCCGAAAUCGACAUUUCGUGGAGUAAAUCUAAUAUAGAUUGAUCAAUUAUUGGAAAUGAUAAAUAGCCCCAAAUCAAGUACUUUACCAUUUUAUAAGCCUACAAAAUCAACUUUUAUGAAGCCAAGCACUUCAACAAUGAAAAAGAUCACAUCGCCAAGGAUACAAUUAACAGCUUCACAUUUUCAGUCAAGAAAAACCAAAAGCAAUGACCCUUCAUCAAGGUUUUCUAAUCAAAAUAAUUUUGACAUUUCAAGAAUUUCAAAGAAAAAGCGAAGAUUUUCUAAUUUGAAUAGUCUGAAUAUGAAGGUAUCUGAAAGCUUAAAAUAA
This is a messenger RNA of Blepharisma stoltei, 1166 nucleotides long. The record is from the annotation of a GenBank genome assembly. Lineage: Eukaryota; Ciliophora; Heterotrichea; Heterotrichida; Blepharismidae.